Molecule: messenger RNA, 2339 nt
Organism: Rhagoletis pomonella (apple maggot)
Lineage: Eukaryota; Metazoa; Arthropoda; Insecta; Diptera; Tephritidae
Product: agrin
Exons: 6
Coding region: 214-2211 (665 amino acids)
Biological process (GO): multicellular organism development; cell differentiation
Molecular function (GO): protein binding
Source: RefSeq, a predicted model, not a curated record
AUAUGCAUUGCAAAUAAAAUUACUUAGUGCACUCCAGCAAAUAUAUAUAUCUACAUACAUUCAUAAUUUUACGGUUCAUUGCAGCUGUAGUGCUAUUGUGUUGGAGGUUAAGCACAGCGCCAAUAACAGCGGAGAAAAGUGUGCGCGCAUGCGAACACACGAAAUUCGGCGAUUGCAAACACAAGCAAACAAUAAGCAGAAAGUGCAGUGAAAAUGGUGCGCGUCUCAGCUACUAAUCGCCAACAUGCCAGCGAUGCACAUGCAACGGCUCUCAGCAACAUAACCACUGAAACCCACUAUCACAGUCGCCAACGACAGCAAUCGACUAAUGCGGCUGCAACAACAUUGCCGAUGGUGCAACAGAUACUUUUGUUGGCUAUAUUGCUGUUGCUGAGACUUGGCCAGAGCGAAAACGUAGUAGGCGCCACUACUGACUCCCCAAUUAAGUUCAUUAAAUUGCCGGCACAAGCGCCAAUUAUCCAUUACACACAAAGCACAGAUGACUCACCUAUCAUCAGUUAUCGCAACAGCAAGGAACAUUUGCCAUUUAACUCUGCAGGAAACGCCGUCAACACCCACACAUCAUCGCCCAUUCUUAGUCGAUCCGCUUUGCUAUAUUCGGAGUACAUUAAUGCCGCUAUGAGCGCAGUGGGUCUAGAGGAGGAUGCAGCACAGCGACAACAACGUGGAAGCGCCAACGCCUGCCCUAGAUCUUGCCCGCCAAGUACAACAGUAGGCGCGAUACCGGUUUGCAGCUCCGAUGGUUUAAUUUAUGCGAAUCUGUGUGAAAUGAAGAAAAAAACUUGCUCCCGAAAUGGGUCAAAUACAAUGAAGGCCGUUAAAGAUGGUUGUGAACGGGCGCGGGGCUCUGAAUGCAAACACCGCUGUCCAACAGAGAAGGAUCCAGUUUGUGGCACCGAUGGCCACACUUACCUAAAUCGUUGCAUGUUGCGCGUGCAAGCGUGUCGUGUGGGUAUGGCUGCGGUUAGCAUGUCGCACGUGGGCGCCUGCAGCAACAUCAGUGCCAUACGCGAAUCCUGUCCAGUAGAUUGUAAGAGCGCGCCGAAAGAUGGGCCAAUCUGUGCAUCGGACGGCAACGUGUAUAAUUCGACAUGCGAAAUGAAAUUACUAACAUGCAGCCAAGGCGUCGUGAAGACCAGUCGAAAGCAUUGCCAAUCGACGCGCAUGUGUCGUGAGUCUUGCUGGCGCGUUGCGCGGCCCACCUGCGGUUCUGAUGGGCGGUUGUACGCCAGUCCAUGUAAAAUGCGUGCCUACAACUGUGGCAAGCAUAUCUUCGAAGUACCGCUAUCGUUCUGCAUGUCGCAGGAGCGAAAUAGUAAUGGCAGCAAAGCAGCUGAUAACUGUCCCACCGAAUGUCCGCCAACAUCAGACGCACCAUCGCAGUAUGUAUGCGGAAGCGAUGGUAAUAUUUAUUCAUCGCUCUGCGAAUUGAAAAUGCUCAAUUGUGGUCCUCAACGCAAAUCUAUACAAAAAAUGGGCAUGGACAAGUGUAAAACUCGUUUAAACCGAUGCAAACAGCUGCCGCCCUGCAAAGAUUUCAACAACUUAUUUGGGUCUAUAUUUUCUUCCAAUCGAAACGAUAAACUCUGCGGCAGUGAUUCAAAAACGUACAACAAUGAGUGCGAGUUGGCGCAUGCAACAUGCUUACGAGGAGUAAAUCUGGCUCAUAUUGGCCCAUGUACAGACCUAAAGGCACAGGCAAAGGAUUGUGGUGAGCGUUGUACACGAAGCGACAUCGAAAGCGGCCCUGUUUGUGGUUCUGACGGCAACACAUUCCCAUCAAUGUGCGAUUUCAAACGACGCACUUGUCACAUGCGCGUCGUUCCGGUGUCCUUGAAGAAUUGCUUGCUAACUGCCGAAUGCGAGUCAGAUUGUGACGCCCAGCCUCCAAAUUUCGUUUGUGGAUCUGAUAAUAAAUUUUAUAAAUCCGAGUGCCACAUGCGCAAAGAAAACUGUGGCAAGCAUGUAUUUGUUGUUCCUUUAAAACGUUGCCUAAGCAGUAUCCAAUUCAAGGGCUGUGCGCGAAUUUGCCCCAGAGAAUUCGAACCUAUCUGUGGAACGGAUAACAUGACCUAUCUUAAUGAGUGCUUUUUGGACAUUGAAAACUGUCGAACAAAUAACACAGUGAAAGUGAGUCACUAUGGAGCAUGUGGUCGACCAGAGGCGCCUUCGACAAAUUAUCUUUACUGAAGUGAAUUAAUCGUUGGAUGCGGACGUCAGUCCAACGUAAACAUCAAUUGCAAAUCAUGACCAAUACAUGGACUGCAAAUAAAGAGAUAUUUUAUGAUUUUUGUUUAUGCAUUUAUAUUUAUUUAAAU